UCUUAAUGCUCCCACCCACUUCUAGCUCCCGAGCGAGCUGUUCCUCCUCUCUGGGCAGAGAGAGAAAAUGAGUGGGACGCUGUUGCUUUUAGUUGUCAAAGGAUUUAAAAGGCUUUUGCAUUUCAGUGCGGCGUGAAGACUGAGGCAAACACGACUGCAAUAAAGAUAGUUUAUAUAAAGAAAGCUGCUGUUCGACCUGCCGUGGAAGAUAAUUCCGGACUGCUGAAUGAAAAACAGCUUUACACAGUUUCAGCUGUUUUUUUUUUUUUUUUGUAAUAAAUAUAUAUCUGUGUAUUUUUUAAAAAUGUUGCUCUUAGUAAAGGAGACCCUCCAUUGACUCUGCUGGCUGAUGACUGUCGGAUGCGUUCUGUUUGCUGCAUGUUUAGAAGAUGGCAACUGCACUUAGUGGACGAAACCCCGGGGGACGUGGGCCAAACCCCCGAAAAGGAAUGAUUUCGGGCUUAUUUGAUGCCAUUCAGGACGCCGUGGGUCCACCAAAACAAGCGGUGGCUGACCGCCGCACCGUAGAAAAGACAUGGAAGCUCAUGGAUAAAGUGGUGAGACUCUGCCAAAACCCCAAGUUGCAGCUGAAAAACAGCCCCCCUUACAUUCUGGAUAUCCUACCAGACACCUACCAGCACCUGCGGCUCAUACUGUGCAAGUAUGAAGAGAAUCAGAGACUGACUCAGUUAAGCGAGAACGAGUACUUUAAAAUAUACAUCGACAGCUUGAUAAAGAAAUCCAAAAGGGCUAUUCGACUCUUUAAAGAGGGCAAGGAGAGGAUGUACGAGGAGCAGUCACAGGACAGGCGGAAUCUUACUAAGCUGUCGCUCAUCUUCAGUCACAUGCUUGCAGAAAUCAAGGCGAUCUUUCCUGCUGGCCAUUUUCAAGGCGACACGUUCCGCAUCACAAAAGCAGACGCGGCAGAAUUUUGGAAGAGAUUUUUUGGGGAGAAGCCGAUCGUGCCGUGGAAAGUUUUCCGACAGUGCCUUCACGAAGUCCACCCAAUCAGCUCUGGGUUGGAGGCGAUGGCUCUUAAGUCCACUAUCGACCUGACCUGCAAUGACUACAUUUCUGUCUUCGAAUUCGACAUCUUCACCAGACUCUUCCAGCCCUGGGGCUCGAUCUUAAGGAACUGGAACUUCCUGGCUGUGACUCACCCAGGAUACAUGGCGUUCUUAACUUAUGAUGAGGUGAAGGCUCGGCUACACAAAUACAUCAACAAGCCUGGGAGCUAUAUCUUCAGACUGAGCUGUACUCGGCUGGGACAGUGGGCUAUCGGCUACUCCACCAACGAUGGGAACAUCCUCCAGACCAUUCCACACAACAAGCCCCUGUUCCAGGCUUUAAUCGAUGGGUGCAGGGAAGGGUUUUACUUGUACCCCGACGGCCGCAGUUAUAACCCUGAUUUGACUGGACUGUGUGAACCAACACCUCAUGAUCACAUAAAGGUCACACAGGAGCAGUACGAGUUGUACUGUGAGAUGGGCUCCACCUUCCAGCUGUGUAAAAUAUGCGCAGAGAACAACAAGGAUGUGAAGAUCGAGCCCUGCGGACAUCUCAUGUGCACUUCUUGUCUGACAGCGUGGCAGGAAUCAGACGGGCAAGGCUGUCCGUUUUGCCGCUGUGAAAUCAAGGGCACAGAACCGGUCAUUGUGGACCCUUUUGACCCACGAGACGACGGCGCCAAGUUCAGUUUUAUGGACACUUUCUGUUCCCCUAUGCUAGACCUGGACGAUGACGAUGACAAAGAAGAGUCCUUGAUGAUGAACCGGCUCGCUUCAGUCAGAAAGUUGACAGAGAGACAGAAUUCCCCUGUGACAUCACCAAACUCCUCCCCCGUGGCUCCGCGUAGGAAGGCCCCGCCCGAAACGCAGCAGAUCCAGCACCUCAGCCUCCCUCCCGUGCCUCCUCGACUGGACCUCAUCCAGAAAGGGGUGAUCCGCUCGCCCUGCGCCAGCCCCACCAGCUCUCCCAAGACUUCUCCGUUUAUGGCGAGGAAACAGGACAAGCCUCUCCCGGCGCCCCCACCUCCGCUGAGAGACCCCCCUCCUCCACCCCCGCCCGAGAGACCCCCCCCUAUCCCGCCAGAUGGACGGCCCGCUUGGCUCCCCCAAAUCCCUGCCAGCCUGCCCACCAGGGAGCCGCACGUGCCCCCCGAGGCCUGGUGCCCUCGAGACAGCAUGGGCCCGGUGCUGCACACAGACAGCCGACUCGCCGCAGACCGAUCACCCAAGCUGGGGCACACCGCACCCUCCCACCUUAACGGCAGAGCCGGCAACUUAACAGCUGACCAGGGAUUCGGCCGGCAGAUCCAGAGGCUCCUCGAGCUACCUCCAGACGGUGUCAAGCCUCUUUUCUCGAAUGGUCACCUUGGUAAUGAUGCAUAUGACGUCCCUCCGCCUCGACACUCGCCCCCUCCGCCUGCUGCCUGCAUCCAGCCCCUCAGCCACAAGUACCCCAAUCAUUUUACAAACCCCUGUACAGAAAAACCCAGAGGGCGGCUGGAAACCAGUGAAGACGAGUAUCAGAUCCCUUCAUCGCAUCCUGUUUCUCUCCCCUCGCAACCCUCUUCGUGCAUUACUGUCAGAAUCCCAAACAGGGUGCUUGAGAAUGAACAGAGCGCUAAUGGAACAUCUGACAACUCAUCAGAGGGAAAGAAGCACAAAUCUGUAGAGCUCGGUGAUCUUUUUGUCUUGUCUGCAGGCUCCAUUCCUACUAGACCUGCAAUGAGAGACAAGCAGAAGGCCGGCCCCUCUCUGAACAGGACCCCGUCAGACUACGACAUCCUGGUGCCUCCCUCAGGGGAGGAUCCGUUCGACAGCCCUCCUCCGUCGCUGCCCCCUCCACCCCCGCCAACCCGGCACAGCCUCACCGAGUACUCCUCUCCCAAACCCAGCGGCUCGGCCAGCCGGCCCUCCUCCAGUCAUGACCCCUUCCACCUCACCAACGAUAACUUCUUUGACAUGCUUGGCGGUCCUGUUCCCCAGCCCCCUGUGAGAAGGUCAACCGGAGACAACAUGAAACCUCCUCAUCGAAUAACACAGGAGUACGACCAGCUCCCACCAGCAGUCCCUGUAGACAGCGCCCAUGCACCAGCACGACCUCCCAAACCACUGCCCCGCAGGACCACACCCGAGCCACAUCACAGGAAGGCAUACAGCAACAAGACCGGCGAGGAAAACGUUGACGCCAAAAUCGCCAAACUGAUGGGGGAGGGCUACUCCUUCGAGGACGUGAAAAGGGCUCUGAUGAUCGCUCAGAAUAAAGUGGACGUGGCUCGGAACAUUUUGCGAGAGUUUGCCUGCUUUCCUGCAAUGUCUCCAAGACUGCAAAACCUGUAACGAUAAAAAAAAAAAACAGGCCGUGUACACCAAGCGAGACCCGGAAGGAGAUAUCGGACAUGCAGGGGAUUUAAGAUUCAGCAACAGGACUGUGCUCGGCAGGCAUCGACAGACAGUUGCAAUGGGGUGGCGGGGGGGGGGGGGGGGGGGAAGACGCAAACAAAAAAGCAGCUCUUUUAUCUGUGUUGCAGUGACUGGAGAAAUGCACAGCUAAUCGAUUUUAGCCAUAAUGAGAUGAAUCAGGGUUGAACUGACGAAAAAUUAAAAAGUUUACUUCUUGAAUGUUAAACCUGUGAAAAGCUUGUUUACAGUUUUUUAUUUUUUUUUUAUUUUUUUAGCCUUCAGGUUUGCUUGUGCUCUUUUUCACGAUGUUCCCUCUUCCCCUCGGGAGCGUUCAGUCCAGAUGCCAUGUUUCAGACCCCGUUCCUGAUCAUGCGCUUUUGCUGAUGGGGACUCUUGAGAAUUUGUGUCCUAUUUGCUAAAAGUUUGAUAUAAAAAAAAAAAAACCUGUUGGCAUCAUUUGUGUCUUGAAAAUGCUUUAAUGGACUGUGCGUUUCCUUUUAUCAAACUGAUGCAAAAAGAAAAGCAUGUGGCCUUCACUACUGAGUCAUUAUUUUUUUUCUGAGAAGAUUUCUUGAUAUGACCAAUUAAUUUCUGAAUGUACAGUGCAUUAUAUCUUUUGUGUGUGUCCGCGCGUGUGUUGACCUUUUGUAAGAUUCUGGGGUAGCUUUGUUUUUUUUUUAAUUCUUACUCGACGAUUUGCAGAAGACACAUCCUCUCGUGACUGAAAUGCAUGUCCAGUACUUUCAAAAGCUGCAUUGCAUUACAGUGCCGCACUGCGCAAAUCAUUUACAGUACUGAUUGUGAGGGGGUGAAACGAAACAAAAAAACAACUAAAAUAGGUGUUGCUUUUGACACUGUCCAGCCCACCAUGCUGGAAGAUCGAACUUCCUUCCUGCCUUGCCUGUGGCCAAAAGUUUUGCAUCACCUAGAAUUUUAGGAUUGACAUAAUUAAAUAA
Messenger RNA from Acipenser ruthenus (sterlet), 4363 nucleotides. RefSeq names its product E3 ubiquitin-protein ligase CBL-B-like. Bases 390 to 3344 code for a protein of 984 amino acids. Gene Ontology annotation, biological process: cell surface receptor signaling pathway; negative regulation of epidermal growth factor-activated receptor activity. The transcript has 19 exons. Gene Ontology annotation, molecular function: SH3 domain binding; receptor tyrosine kinase binding; phosphotyrosine residue binding. Gene Ontology annotation, cellular component: plasma membrane; membrane raft. NCBI's taxonomy places the organism in Eukaryota, Metazoa, Chordata, Actinopteri, Acipenseriformes, Acipenseridae. The record is from RefSeq and is a predicted model, not a curated record.